Anopheles arabiensis is the source of this 1258-nucleotide messenger RNA. Its product is annotated as cystinosin homolog. Bases 95 to 1225 code for a protein of 376 amino acids. Gene Ontology annotation, molecular function: L-cystine transmembrane transporter activity. Gene Ontology annotation, biological process: L-cystine transport. The record is from RefSeq and is a predicted model, not a curated record. Lineage: Eukaryota; Metazoa; Arthropoda; Insecta; Diptera; Culicidae. Gene Ontology annotation, cellular component: lysosomal membrane. The transcript has 4 exons.
AUUGCGCUUAUCAUUCGUGCUUGACGCGGACUCAAAGUUAAAUGGUGACUUGAAGUGCUGUACUUGGUGGAGGUUGCUCAAUUUCUUUGUAGCAAUGAUUUUCACCAAAUUGUGUUCGUUAGCCGUUUUUGGCAUUAUUUUAGGCAAUAAAUGCGUGAAUGCAGUAAGCAAUUCAAACAGUCGUUUCAAAUUUACAAUAGAACCUCAGGCACUUACAACUAGCGUAACGCAAACGGCAGAUUUUAACUUGCUAUUUCAUGGCUGUGACGAUAAUGGACAUAAUAUUACCCUAACUUGGGAUGCUGAAGAACAGAUCAAGCUAAGCCCUUCAAUUAUCACAAUAAAUGGAUGCGAAAGCGAACACUUUUCCAUCAACAUCUCGUCAUCGAAACAGGGACGAUUUAUCAUCCGUCCCAUAAUUAUCACCAGCAAUCUCAGCGUCGUCGAUGAUACCCGCCUGUUUGUGCAGCUCAAAGUCGCCCAAUAUCGCCCGCUGAUAAUCGUAUCGAUGCUCAUCGGAUGGACGUACACCGUCUGCUGGACAAUUGGCGAUUACUUUCAAGCUUGGACCAGCUACCGGCGCAAGAGCGUCGUCGGAUUGAGCUUCGAUUUCCUUUACCUGAACAUCGUCGGCAAUUGCUGUUACGCGACGUUUAAUGUGGUGCUGUUUUGCAGUGCGUUUAUUGAGGACGAGUAUUUCAGACGCCAUCCAUUUGGGUUGAAUCCGGUGGUGCCGAAUGAUGUGGGAUAUGCAGUGCACGCCGUGUUUGGAAACUUGGUCCUGAUUGCCCAGUGCUACAUCUACCAGAAUGGAGGCACCGUUGUCUCGACUGCGGUCAAACUGCUCAUUUCCGGCUACGUACUGAUGGUGAGCGUGUUCUGUGGCUUUGCGAUCGAGGAACAGAUGCACUGGCUUGACUUCCUGUACAUACUAAGCUACGUCAAGCUGUCAACAAACUUGAUCAAAUACAUCCCACAAGUACUUAUGAACUACCGGCGAAAGAGCACGGAAGGCUUCGCUAUCUCCAACCGAUUACUGGACCUUGCGGGUGGAUUGUUGAGCCUGCUACAGAUGGUACUCAACGGUUGGAAUUAUGAUGACUGGCAAUCAAUUGUUGGAAGUCCGGUCAAAUUUGGUCUGGGAUUCGUUUCCAUCUUUUUCGAUGCAAUAUUUAUGGUACAGCAUUAUGUUUGCUAUAGGUCCCAUACGGGAGACCCCAAGUAAACCAGCAUAAAGAAGAUCAUUCAAAAACAUAAA